CGCGCGAGAACGGUCAGUUCCCUGCUCAUCACUCAAGUUGGAAAGAGUUGUGGCGCGAGUCCAGUUACAUCACCAGCAGCCUUUAAAAAGGCCGCCAGCCCACCGGUGGAGGUAGAACGGAGACACAGCAGCGCGAGGCGCACAUCUCUCUGCUAACCGGACCGCGCGAGGACGCAGAUGGACCUAAAUUACAGCCCGAAGAUGAGAAAACCCAGGACACCAUGCAACAGGAUAAAGCUGUUCGUCCUGUGCCACGGGCUCCUGCAGUUCUCUCAGCUGCUCUACAGCGCCUACUUUAAGAGCACCAUCUCCACCAUUGAGAGACGCUACGGCCUGAGCAGCUACUCCUCGGGAACCAUUUCCUCUCUCAACGAGGUCAGCAACAGCCUCCUGAUUGUGUUUGUGAGCUACUUCGGCAGCCGGGUUCACCGUCCUCGCUUCAUUGGCGCCGGCGGACUUCUGAUGGCCGUUAGCGCCAUGAUCCUCACCUUACCUCACUUUCUGUCGCAGCCCUACGAGUACGACUCGGUUUUACACAAUCGCCACGACAUCUGCAACCCACACAACAACUCGACCAGCACAGAGUCCUGUGGCCGUGAAGACUCCAGGCUACUGGCUGACACCAACAAGCUGUGGGUCCUCAUGCCCAUCGCUCAGCUGCUCUUCGGCGUGGGCUCGGUGCCCAUCCAGCCCUUUGGCAUUUCCUACAUCGAUGAUUUCGCAGGACGACAGAACUCCCCCCUCUACAUAGCCAUCCUGUUUGCCGUAUCAGUAUUUGGACCUGCUAUUGGCUACCUGCUGGGCUCAGUCAUGCUGCGGAUCUAUGUGGACGUGGACAGAAGUGGUUUGGGUGCAGAACAGGAGCUGAGACAAGGCGAUCCUCGCUGGGUGGGGGCUUGGUGGAUGGGUCUGCUUAUUGCCACCGGCUGCCUGGUCCUGACCUCCAUCCCUUACUUCUUCUUCCCUCGCCAAAUGGAUUCAGAGAGGACCGAGAGUGAGACUGACUCAAACAAUGACUUAAAGAACAAGGAUAUGUCUUUACUUGAAUUCCUUAAAUUGUUUCCUAGAAUAUUUAUCCGCCUGCUGUUGAGUCCUCUUUUCCUCUUGCUGAUCCUGGCCCAGUGCUGUUUUUCCUCCGUCAUAGCAGGCCUAGCUACCUUCCUUAACAAGUUCCUGGAGAGACAAUACGGGGCUUCAGUUGCCUACAGUAGCCUGCUAGUAGGCGCUGUCAACCUCCCGUCGGUGGCUGUGGGGAUGCUGAUCGGUGGCGUGGUCAUGAAACGGAUGGGGCUUUCUCUGAAGAGCAUCCCGCGUUUCUCCGUCUUUAUGCUGACCAUUUCCACCCUCCUCUGCAUCCCUCUCUUCUUCAUGGGCUGCGACACGCAGAAAGUCUCCGAGGUCAAUGAGCAGAUUGGACGGCCAUUAUCCAAGUGCUACGGCAGCUGCUCCUGUCCUGAGAGCGCCUUCCAUCCUGUCUGUGGCUACAACGGCGUGGAGUACAUUUCUCCCUGCCACGCAGGCUGCACUAACUUCACCAAAGACCCCAACAACACUUUCAGAGUUCAGGUGUAUAGCAACUGCAGGUGUAUAACCGGCGAAAAGAGCCUCGCUCACCCAAGGCCUUGUGGAAGCAGCUGCCCUCAUUUUCUCCUCCCAGUCAUUGUGGUCAUCUCUCUGGCAUCGCUGAUCGCGUGCAUCACUCACAACCCACUAUACAUGAUGGUGCUCAGAUGUGUUUCCUUUGAGGAGAAAUCCUUUGCUAUAGGAAUUCAGUUCUUACUUAUGAGAGUAUUAGCCUGGCUUCCAGCUCCUGCACUCUUCGGGAUGGCCAUUGAUAUGUCCUGCAUCCGAUGGAAAACCGUGUGUGGAAAGAAGUUCAGCUGUGGAUACUAUGACAACAGCCUCCUGCGGAGCCGAUACUUGGGUUUACAAGUGGGUUAUAAGGUUAUGGGCAUCAUCCUACUGAUCAUCUUGGGCUGGAAGGCAAAACGGACCCAGGAGUAUGAUCUGGAGAAGAAGCCAGAAGUACAGUUGUGAUCCUGCUGAGACUCCUCUUGUAGCAAAGCUAUGAAGUAGAACAUUUUGAAGAAGCGUGUUCCUUGGAAGGCUGCAUCAGUGAGAGGAAUCCAUAAUCAACAUUUGUCCUCAGUGACCUCGAUUUCUGCCCUGUUUCUGCCAAGUGCCUCAUUGUUGUGAGCGAGGAUGUUUUCCAAAAGGGCUAAAUCCAGAGGUUUUAGCAAUUCUGUCUGGAGUUUGAUGGCCGGAACUCUGAAAAUAUGACACAGUGCGUUGACAUUGGAUCAGAUGUGCGUUGAUUUGGCAUCGGUGGGUUGGGAGUAAAGCAGGAGAGAAGGACCUGCACACAUAAAACAUGUGGAUAAAACCAGCAUGGAUGUGCCAUGCAGCCCCCUGCUGACCCUUUUUGAAAGCAGCUUUGCUCAUUACAAGUCAAGACCGUUUAUAUAUCUAUCAUAUAGUAUGUAGUGCGGGUACUUCACAAAACAUAUUUUUCAUCUAAGAUAAGGAUGUUUAUAGUGAUUUAAGACAGCUAAAUAUCUUUGAACAUUACGUGUUCAUAUUAGGCUGGAAUAGACUUGGGUUUCUGUUUGCAUUGGGAACAUAUUCUUUAACUAAUGAACUUUAUAGCUUAAUAUUUAAGUUAUUUUCUACAUAUUUGUCUCAUACCCUGAGACAUCUUUUAUAAAACGAAAAAAUGGUUUCAUGAAUGGUCAUAUGUAACUUUGUGAUGAAUUUUCAGAUACCGAGCACCUACACUUGCUUUUAUUUUUUAUUUUUGAAUAUAAUAAAUUAUGCACCUAUA
Molecule: messenger RNA, 2821 nt
Organism: Fundulus heteroclitus (mummichog)
Lineage: Eukaryota; Metazoa; Chordata; Actinopteri; Cyprinodontiformes; Fundulidae
Gene: slco2a1
Product: solute carrier organic anion transporter family, member 2A1
Exons: 14
Coding region: 178-2037 (619 amino acids)
Biological process (GO): prostaglandin transport; sodium-independent organic anion transport; transmembrane transport
Cellular component (GO): membrane
Molecular function (GO): protein binding; prostaglandin transmembrane transporter activity
Source: RefSeq, a predicted model, not a curated record